This is a messenger RNA of Aureobasidium pullulans EXF-150, 1884 nucleotides long. RefSeq lists its product as uncharacterized. Lineage: Eukaryota; Fungi; Ascomycota; Dothideomycetes; Dothideales; Saccotheciaceae. Bases 188 to 1615 code for a protein of 475 amino acids. The transcript has 2 exons. The record is from RefSeq and is a predicted model, not a curated record.
GAGACAACCACUCAGGCGUUGCCUCCAGGUGGGGUGGGUGGUGUACUAUGAGAAUGCAUGGUAUAAUCCAAUCCUGAGCGCCACCACCAUUUUCAGGCAUCCAGCUGGACUCAAAACUUUGAGCAACGUAUAUAGAGCUGACGCGACCAAGUGCCGACCCUUCAAAUGAUCUUGGUCGAUUUGUGAGAUGGCUUAUCAUGAUCCAACAGGACGUGAUCGUUCUGCUCGGCGGGGUGAAAGUGGCAGGGACGAUCCACCUCGCCCAUACGUGUCAUCGAACAUCGAAGAUUUCUAUAAUGUGAGAAUUGACGAUGUGAGAAUUGAGCGCUCUUCGGAUCCGCCUCCUCUACCGGAAAUACAUAUACUAGCACCCGAUGAGCCGAUCCACAUCAUCACACCACCGCCUCCUGCUUUUGCUGCAAGCAGAUCCAGGAAUUCAAGGUCACACAAUGUCGAGAAGGCGGAAUAUGCCUUUGUGCGAAGGCAUCGACGAGCCUCGCGAGACCAUCCUGAUCGAGCGCACGACUUGAAGAUGAACGACGAGUUCAUCGAGGAAUAUACACCGAAGGACGAUGAAUAUCGCAUGCCGAGCAUCCAGCAAAACUAUAGACCACGACUCCCCCGCCCGCCGCUCAAGCCGUAUUCAUAUGAAACAUACAACCUGGCAGCCGAAAUACCACCCGAGCCAAUCAUUCUCACCGAGUCAGUGCCUCAUAGAAAGAAGAACUCCAGGCAUCGGUAUGGACAUGAUUCCCACGUCCCAUCUGGAGAAUCCAGCGAGAUGGGUGGAGGAGGAGGUGGCGGAGAUAUACAAACCUCAGCUGUCGAAGAAGCCCAACCAACGCCCAAAACUCUGAAUUCCAUCAUCAUAUGCGUUUACAGAAACAGCAGACGAAACUUCGAGCAAAGAAGAGUGUGGCUGGUGAAGAAAGACCAUAGACACGAGCAGCAUCUACGCACCUCUCAUCUCCGUACAGACGCUGCCUUCUUCGACGAGAUUCGCUAUAGAUACAGGAACCAGCUUCGCGGCACCUUUAGACGAUAUAUCAGUUUCAAGACAGUCAGUACAGCAAGGAUAUUAGAGUACGGGAACAAUCGAUUCGGGCUUGCGAAUGUCAACGAGAAGCUAUUCUCACCCGUUUUCAUGAAAGCAUACAACAACCCAGACGGCACUCUACUGGACCCAAGGAAACAUCCAAAUGAUCCUACCAUCACAUCAAGCGACUGGAUCCUAUGGUUCUGGGCCAAACGCCGUCACCUAGUCGACGCCAAAAAGGUCAACUUAGCCAUCGAGCUGGUGGAGGACUACGAUCCCACUCGCGUCAUGGGCGCCAUCGCGAUAGCCCUUUUCAUCUACUUCACCCUCACCAUUGUCUGGCUCGCCAAGGGCGGAGAUCCAGGAUAUGUGGCUGGAGUGAUGUCGUUUGUCCUCUCUAUUCUGGCUGUUAUGGUUGGUCUCACUGGCUUGUAUGACUGGCUAGAUCUAGGACAUAUGGGCGGUGGGAAAGAUUUCCUCGUCUUAGAUCAUGGUGAUUUCGAAGAUGCUGGACGGAACGGCUGGGGUGGACCAACAACAGGCGAGCCAUAUCCUAGACGCUCAACAAGGCUGUACUGAAGCUAUCAAGAUGCAUGAUGGUUGCAACGUGGCGGUGUGGGCAGAGAGAGCGAGGAUCACUCUCACUCUCACUCUCACUGAACAGUUGCUCCACCACCUCGGUAACCAUCUUGCCUUUCCACAAGCAUGUUGCACUCGUCCGUUCUGACCUGAGAGCCCGCUGCCCGAGCCCAGGAAGAGCUAUAUAUACUCCAUUCCGAACUCGACCACAGCAAUCAAACUUCCAGAACUUUGACGGCCUACUGCGGCUUCCGCAGCUCCGUCCACGU